Messenger RNA from Prunus avium (sweet cherry), 1195 nucleotides. Its product is annotated as peroxidase P7. Gene Ontology annotation, molecular function: peroxidase activity; heme binding. The record is from RefSeq and is a predicted model, not a curated record. Lineage: Eukaryota; Viridiplantae; Streptophyta; Magnoliopsida; Rosales; Rosaceae. Gene Ontology annotation, biological process: hydrogen peroxide catabolic process; response to oxidative stress.
CAAGCUCAAGUUUAAGUUAUACACCAUAUACACACUAUACAUUAUAUUGAGCUAGCAUCAAUGGCUUCCUCUUCUUUCAUGGCCAUUUUGACCUUGGCUCUCCUUCUGCAAAUGGGCACUUCAAGUGCUCAACUUUCAACAAAUUUCUACUCUAGCUCUUGCCCGAGGGUCUUCUCCGCUGUGAGAUCCACAGUGCAAUCCGCUAUCCGAAACGAGGCCCGAAUGGGGGCCUCCCUUCUCCGCCUCCACUUCCACGACUGUUUCGUUAAUGGAUGCGAUGGCUCCUUGCUCCUCGACGACACGUCGAGCUUCACUGGAGAGAAAAAUGCAGUUCCCAACAGGAAUUCUGCGCGGGGAUUUGACGUGGUUGACAACAUAAAGUCGGCAGUGGAGAAUGUGUGCCCCGGUGUGGUGUCAUGCGCUGAUAUAUUGGCAAUUGCUGCCAGAGACUCUGUUGCCAUCCUUGGAGGACCAAGUUGGAACGUGAAAUUGGGAAGAAGAGACGCAAGAACUGCAAGCCAGGCCGCUGCUAAUAACAGCAUCCCCCCUCCAACCAGGAACCUAAACCAGCUUAUCUCUAUAUUCAAUGCUCUUGGCCUUUCCACCAGGGACUUGGUUGCUUUAUCUGGAUCGCAUACAAUUGGGCAAGCAAGGUGCAUACAAUUCAGGCCCCGCAUAUACAAUGAGACCAAUAUUGAUAGUUCCUUCGCCCAAACAAGGCGAUCAAACUGCCCAAGAGCCUCUGGCUCUGGGGACAACAACUUGGCCCCACUUGAUCUUCAAACCCCUACUGCCUUUGACAACAACUACUUCAAGAACCUCAUCCAGAACAAAGGCCUCCUCCACUCUGAUCAGCAGUUGUUCAAUGGUGGGUCCACUGAUUCCAUAGUGCGCACCUACAGCAACAGCUACAACACCUUCAGUUCUGACUUUGUCAGCGCCAUCAUCAAGAUGGGAGAUAUCAAACCUCUCACUGGAUCCAAUGGGGAGAUUAGGAAGAAUUGCAGGAAGCCCAAUUAAGCUAGUGCCCCUUUGUUUUCUCACUGUGGUGCUUUGAAUAAAUUGAUUGGCUUAGAUAUUGUUUUAGUCUAUGUUUUGGGUUUAAUGACCUUGAAGGAUUUGGAAUUUUGUUUGAAAGCUGUAACUUAAUGUGCUAUGUUCUGCUCAUUCUGUUGAGAUAUAUUAAAUGGAUAAA